Molecule: messenger RNA, 4308 nt
Organism: Linum trigynum
Lineage: Eukaryota; Viridiplantae; Streptophyta; Magnoliopsida; Malpighiales; Linaceae
Source: the annotation of a GenBank genome assembly
GGGGUUGACUCUCGGGUUUUAAGCCGAUUUCACGCGAGGUUGUGUGUUUAUGUCAUAUUUCAAGACCCGGCGUUGGAAUCGAGGCGAAGGAACGAGAUUCGGGUCGAAAGGAGCAAGUGAGGAUUGAAGUGGGCUGGAGGAAGAAAAUACCCGGCCAUGACCACAAAUACCCGGCCGGGUAUUAUUCUGAGGAGACCGAGGAUUUUCCCUUUUGGCGUUUGAGAAACAGGGGGGGUCCCGGUCUGAAAGGCAGAAAUCCCCGACCGGGGAUUAUUGGAUGAGACCGGGUAUUUUCCCCUGGCCAAAACGUGCGUUUUAACUAUACCCGGUCGUGACCCAAAAUACCCGACCGAGUAUUUCGACCGGGUAUCGCGACAGGCAGCUGUUUUAAGGGAAAAGAAGGCUGAAAAUCAAAGGAUUGGAGUUUUAGAGAGAGAGAGAUCAAUUCCUAGAGUGAGAAAGUGACGAGCAAGAGUUCCCAAGUGCCCUAGUUUGAUCUUCAUCACCAUUGGAGGUCAGUUUGAGCUUGGAGAAGUGCCGAUCAACGUCCAGGAGCAGGAAUCCAACCUUCACAGUAUGAAUUCCGCGUCUGAUUCUGCUUUUGCUUCUUUCUCCAUGGAGUAGUUCUCCCAUUCAUCUGGGUAUGGAGAACCCUAGAUUUGUAUGUUAGGCUUUGAUUGUAUGAACCCAAGUACUGAUUCUAUGAUUUGAUUAUAUUCGAUUGAGGUUUGAAUGAUUGAAUGGCAUGAAUCCUGAUCCAAUUCCUGUUGUUUCUGCUUUGACCUAGAAUGAGAAUAUCUGCCUAGGUUGAUAGAGCAUCCUUGAUUGAAGGUAGGGAGUUGGUGACUUUAGUCGAGGAGCCAACUCACUAUUCUGUACCGGAUUCACUCCGGUAGUGGAGGUUUUGUUUGUUAAGGCCUCAAUCUGUUUACUCCGGUGGAGGUUAGUCGCCCGCUAGAGACUCAGAUUGAGAGGGUCUGAAGACCUUUAGUCGAGACUUCAGGCUGUUUAAGAACCUUCCGCAGUAUAACUAUCAUAGAAACUGAACUUGGUAAUUACAAUCCGGCUUAACUGCAGUCUAGGGGGAACCAUAUCCGGGUGACCUCUCUUAACCUGAAUACAACCCCUUUAGUUGCUUUGUUAGUUUGUUAGUUUAGACUUGCAUUAAAGUUUCAUUGCUAGAUAACAAGAAUUCACUGAGUAGUCAUCAAAUCUAGGACCCGGGUUGAUAAUUAAACCUAAACCCGCUAUACUACGCUUUAGGAAGUGGUUCCACUUGGCCAAUUCCUGGAGUGACAGUAGAAGUGAGUCAACAUCACAAAUAUGUACUACAUGUAUAUUAGUACUAUCAUUAAACAUAAAAGUGUAAACAAGAUGUUUACAAGAUUUGAUAACUUGAUAAUUUGGUUGGUGAUGACUCGAUAUUUGCACAUGUUUUCCCCUUUGUUUCUUGAUUGUUUGAGCUUUAAUUAUUGCGUCUUUGGCCUAUUUUACGCUAGGUUGUGUUCCUUUGUCACAUUUCAGGUCCUAGCACAUAAAGUGAAGCAUAGGCGCAAGUUUCAAGUCAAUCAGAGAUCAAUUGGCGAUUAGAUAGAAGAAACUCGGGCAUGACCUGAAGAAGAAUGAAUUUCUACCUCACUUUAUGGACAAAAAAUCAUGCAAGCUUGUCAUGAAAAGAAAGAGGACGAGACUACGAGCGUCUGGGAUCAAACGGCGACUGAUUUGGAGUCCGGACGAGGGAGAAACGAAGCAUUGAAUAUAGGGGAACAGGUUCGGCAGUAAAAACACGGGCGCGCCUAAAUCAAAACACGGCCGUGCCCAUAUUUAGGCACGACCGUGUUUUGGCCGACGCGCGCGAGCGUGUUUUUAACACGGGGCAAAACACGAGCGGUCAAAAGCAAAGCACGGCCGUGCCCUCGACCGUGUUUUGCCCAGAAUCAGGUUUUUUAACGCAAAUUCAAGCCAAAGGAGAGGAGGAGCUGGGUUUUGGAUCCCAAACACCCAAGGGACGAACCAAAGAGAGAGAGGGCGAUUUGAGGGCAUUCUUGGAGUAGAGAAGGAGGAUUUCUUCGUCUUGGAAGCUCGAGGAACAAGCCCGGACUUGAAGACUGAUCAUCUGAAGAUUCUUACUGCAGUCUCUCUCUUCUCUAUGGAGUAACUUCCCUUCACUUAGGUUUUGAGGAACCCUAGCUAUGUUUGUUUGAUUGGAUGAUUGUAUGAGUACUCUGACUUGAUAAUCUUGAGUUCAUAUUCAAUCUAUGCAUGUUUUCAUGAUUCAAUUCUGCUUUAGUCGAGAUUAUUGAUUCUGCUUUGAUCCUAUGAGAGGGAAUACCUGAUUAGGUCAAUAGAGCACCAUAGAUUGAAAGUAGUGGAUCGAUUGCUUUAGUCGAGGGUCGAUUCACUGCUUUGUAUCGAUUGAGAACCUCUUUCGAUAGAGGGAGUCUAGUUCAGAACGCCUUGAUCAGUUGUUCUAGAGAAGGAUACGUCCCUCUAGGCAAUUGACUCAAGAGGGCCUUGUUCCUUUAGUCGAGACUCAAGGUCUAGUCAAGGAUUCUCCGCAUUGUGAAUGAAAGUGAAACAAGUUGGAAAUCAUCAAUUGUUUGUCUGGCUAGUGGCUAGUGUGAAUCAUACCUAAGUGAGUUCCCAACCUGUAAUUAGAUUAACUUAACUGUAGUUUGCUAGAGUAGUUUUAGUUCUUUCAUCUUGAUCUGGUUUGCUAAAUAAUAAACUGAAGCUGAGUAAUAGUAACUCUAGAGACCCGUGGAUUCGAUAUUUAUCACUUGAGCCACUAUUCUGCAGUCCCUUCCAUUGGUUACACUUGGCCAUUGUUAGGUGUUGUGUUUUAGAGCAGUCAAGUUUUUGGCGCCGUUGCCGGGGACUUUCUAGAGUAUUAGGAAAGGCAGAAGUUUGUUACUUUAGCAUUUUUCGUUUCUUUUCUUUUCCACCCUUGCUUUUCACUUGGGUGUUUUUGUUUUUGUUGGUGCAGAUCUGAAUCAUGGAUCCUAAUGGCUUCUCCAAUCAUUGGGGGUAUCCACCACCACCUGAGUGGUAUUACCCCGAGACUCCGUGGAGCAAUCAAGGCGGAGAAGACUAUGGAUUCGGGUUCCAGUACCAACCCCCUUACUACGGAGAACAACCGGACCCCUGGGCAUAUCAAGAACAACCUCAUUACCAAGAAGAAUUUCUCCCACAACCAGAAGGGCCAUUGGAGCUGGAGUUACCCAUGGCGGCCUUCACGGGCCAUUCUGCAGAGCCAUGCUACACUCCACAGCCAGAUCCACACUAUGAUUUGAGGCUUCUCAUGGAGAGAUCAUGCUCCAGUAUGGAUCAUUGUGUCCAGGCCUAUCGUGAAACAGAGGGGAUCCUCCUGAGCCUUAAGAAGAGCGUCGAUGAUCUUGAGCGAUCUUGGGCGCAACCUGCUCCAGAUCACCCUUCUGCUACCAUACAAGAAGAUGAGGAGGAAGAAGAAGGCUACAAGGACAUUGUGGAGCACACUGAAGUUGUCACGGAGAGCUCCCGUGAUGAUCAUGAUCAGGAGUGUCAUGUCGUAGCCGACCACACCUUCCCACACCCCAAACUGAGCUUUGAAGAGGCGGGCAUGAGUGAGGAGAUGCAAGAAGAUCUCAUGAAAGAAAUUGCUUGGCAACUUGCUCUCCAAUCCGUGCUAGAAGAAGAAGAGCAAGAAAGGGUGCAGAAAGAAGUUGUGGAGGAUGAAGAAAGUGAAGCAGGAGGAGUUCUUGAUCAUUUCCCAGGGGUGAUACCACAUGAAGAAGGAAGGGAGGUUGAAGAAGAAAUUGGCGUCCAGGCUGAGGACGGAGUUAAGGUGGAAGAGGCCUGCACCGGCCAUGAGUUAUAUGUGAUAUCUCCACCAAACUUCGAGGAACUGCUUAGCAAGGACCCAUUUGCAGUGUCUCUUUGCCAGACCAAGGCCACAUCGACAUCGGUCACUCUUGGUGGACGCGAUGGUGGUCAAUCGAUGCUGUCAUAUCUGGUUUGGGGCAAUGAGACGAGAGAAAAGAAGAAGAGGUCUCGAGGGUGGAGACGUUAGCUGCAUCAAGUGCACGAGCUUCCAUCACCUGUCAUACCACAUGCUCGUGACUUGAGACUCCACCUCAUCGACGAGAACCUCAACUUCAAGGAGGUUUUGGGGUGGACCGAAACUUAGGAGCCAUCGUCCAGCUCACGACGUGAAAGAAGCGCUUGUUGGGAGGCAACCCAACUAGUCGGUUUGCAUUUCUUUCUCUAUUUCUCUUUGGUUGAGUCAGUUUUGUUCUUUGAUUUCAGAGUCAAUAAUUCAACCUUUGUGAG